GCGCGCGGUCCUCCGCGUCGGCAAAAACUAUCACAGAGGCCCGAUACCAUCUGUAAUCGGCAUAAUUCAAUAUACCCGAGGCUCAUCCAAUUAUGUGGUUGUGAACCUUCGCGCGGCGCCCUCUCACACAAGACGCUCGCGCCCCGCGCGGCGCGGCGUUUUCGCCGUGUAAUUAUUGUUGUUUUGAAUAAUUUCCUCAUCAAAGUUUGGUUAGAGCCCAUGCUAGGUUUUGAACUGAUUAGAUAGUAGGAACGAAAAAUUUAUAUUAUGGAGUACGGAUACUUAAGUGGAGCCGGCGGUGGGUUUGAUGGCGCUUGCUUGGGCACUGGAAGUGGUGAGCUAUCAUGGGGCGAGUUAGCCUCGUGCGGGCAGAUGUCGCAGGCUGCCUACCGGUACCAAGGCAUGCGGUAUCAGCCUCCUCCUCCACAGUGUGCACGACCACAAGACGCCGCUAUGAGGAAUCACCACAUUUUCCCACCAUCCAUGAACUUACAGCCGGGUCUGCCAUACAAAGUAUAUGGAAGUCACGAAGGAUCACUAACGGAGAAACGGAAGCAGAGAAGAAUCCGAACGACUUUCACUUCAGCACAACUUAAGGAGCUAGAACGAGCUUUCCAGGAGACGCACUAUCCUGAUAUCUACACAAGAGAAGAGAUCGCUAUGAAGAUCGACCUCACGGAGGCAAGAGUUCAAGUGUGGUUUCAAAAUCGGCGUGCAAAGUUUCGUAAGCAAGAAAGACUGGCUCAGCAGAAGGCGGGUGAGGCUCCAGUGAAGGCAGAGGGCAAGAGAGACAAACCCUCGUCACCGGCGCCAUCACCGCACCCAGCCCCUUCCGCCCCUGUCCCGCAACCCGCCCAUCACGCACUGCCGCACCUUUCACCACCAGACUUGAAACCUAUCACAUCUGCAGCAAACAAAUUAUGCGAAGAAUUAAACGGCGUUGGUGGAGUGAAUGAACUGCCCCCGGUGAGUGGUACCGGCGGAAAAUGGACUGGAGGAUGCGGUCUCCUGCGACAACCCUCAGGCUUCCCGCUCCUGGCGCCCCACAACUAUUUACUCUCUGAUCAUCUCGGUACCCUGGCUAAGACGAACAAUCACCUUUUCUAAUGGAAAUCUUACAUCUAGUCAGUAUUCUUACUAGAAAAGCAAUGUGCUACCACGCACUGGAGCGUUGCUUCUUAUUCCGAACAGAGCUGCGGAAAUGUUAUUAGCCAAAUAUAAUAUAUAAAUAAAACAUACAUAGUCAUCACAUAAAUGAAAUGAAAUGAAAUGUUUGGUUUCUUUUUAAGUGGAUCGUAUAGUAUCCAAACACUACGGGAUUUGAAUUCCAUCAUAAUUUCCACAAAGCCAGAAUCUAUGCCAGAAAAUAUGAAUGGGAUGUCAUUGAAGUAUUAAACUGAACAUUCCAUCCGUACCAUCCGGUUUGGGAAUGAGCUCCCCUCCACGGUGUUUCCCGAGCGCUAUGAUAUAUCCUUCUUCAAACGAGGCUUGUGGAGAGUACUUAACGGUAGGCAGCGGCUUGGCUCUGCUCCUGGCAUUGCUGAAGUCCAUGGGCGACGGUAACCACUUACCAUCAGGUGGGCCGUAUGCUCGUCUGCCUACAAGGGCAAUAAAAAAUAUAAUUCGACGCUUGAAAGGCAAACGUGACUAAGCGACAAUAACUGCUUUGUACAUAAAUGAUAGGCAAUAACCAUAUUCGAUACGCAAAAAAUAUAUAUUUCUAGGUCUAUUAAAAUCAUUUCAAUCCUACAGCUAUUAGCUAGAUUCUACUACAGCUAGAUUCGUUAAAAUAAAUUUUGUUUUCAGGUAUUUCAACUUUAAAUUAGUCUACUGUAAAGUUCACGCAUUGUCGCUUAGUCA
Messenger RNA from Bombyx mori (domestic silkworm), 1860 nucleotides. RefSeq names its product paired mesoderm homeobox protein 2A. Gene Ontology annotation, biological process: regulation of transcription by RNA polymerase II. The record is from RefSeq and is a predicted model, not a curated record. The transcript has 4 exons. Gene Ontology annotation, molecular function: DNA-binding transcription factor activity, RNA polymerase II-specific; RNA polymerase II transcription regulatory region sequence-specific DNA binding. Bases 268 to 1107 code for a protein of 279 amino acids. NCBI's taxonomy places the organism in Eukaryota, Metazoa, Arthropoda, Insecta, Lepidoptera, Bombycidae.